CCUCUUUACUUGUAGUUUGGGACUAGGACUCUUCAACUUCCACCCUCUAAUUAACAAUGGCUUAGCCCAACUGCAUGCACAUGCAAGCACAUCUCCACCUAGAUCGCUAUUCGAUCUCCAUCUCUUCCUGAUCGAUCUUAUUCUUCUCCAUAUGAUCUGUUGCCAACACAGAUAUAUAUAUAAUAACUAUAAUUAUAUAAGCCUUCCGUCAUAGCUUCAAUAGAGAGAUGGAAAGAAUGAGUUGUAGUACUCUGCGAGAACUGGGGUGUGGAGGAAGCUUCUCCUUCAGCUGCUCCGACUCCGACUUGAACUUCUCCUCUGCCCUUUCCCAUUUCACCGACAACGUCAGCGAUGAUGUUGUGGAAGAAGACGAUGAUAGUGACGUCGACGAUGAAGAAUCAUACAUCGAAAUAGCACUGGAUCAUCACCAUCCUAAAGCAACUCAUGAUGAUUGUAAUGGAGACAGGUUAGACCAUGUCGAUUGCUUACGCAUAUCAUUUUCGUCGAGCUUCCCCUUCCCGGACUUCUCCAAUUACACCACCAACCCUAAUACAGAAGACAGCAGAGCUAGAAACAUCGUCUCUGAGACGACAACUGACCCAGCUGAAGUAGUGAAGCAGGCAGCGUCGUCCACCUCAAAGGAAGAAUUUGGGGGCUCCGAUCAUGAUGUUAGAAUCAAGAGGUCGAAAUUGCCGGCAGUCAACAGCCUAGUCAACACGUUGUUCUUUAGUCUUUGGUCAUCGUCGGACAACACCGCCAAGAAAGCCGGUGGUGUAAAAAACCAUAAUAACAUUAGUCAUCCCCAACCGCACGUGGACAACGAUAACUUCUUACAGACCAGGAAAGUAUCAAACACGAAAACCACAGUCAACGGCGGCAUCAUGAAGUGUUUUUUCAAGCUUCGAGCUAUGAAUCUUGGUACUUUGGUAGCUUCAUUUGUGAAAUCCCGAAAAGUUGUAUGUUCUCCUGAUCAAGUGUACUGUCAUUAUCCUAACGGAGAACGCAAGUUGAAGAAAUUACAAGCUCAGUCGACUCUUCAAAAUCAGAAGCCCUCAGAAAAAUUCCUCGUAAAACAGCAGCAAAAACGUGUCAAGAUGGACUUGAAUGCUGUUAGAGGGGUAUUGGAAGCUAUAGGAAGUAGUAUGAGCACAGGCGUUAACCGCAAAGAAAGAAGAACAAGGAGCUGUCCAAGUUCUAUCAAGUCCUCCCCAAUUCAUAAAGAAUUUGGAGGUGAUCAGAGUAAAGUACUUGCAAGAGAAACAUCAAUUCAGGCUGCAAUUGCCCAUUGUAAAUUUUCAUUUGAACAAAUAUCUUGAAUUUGACUAGCGUUUGAAACUUUGAAUACCUACGCGCGCUUACCUCGUUUAGGGUCUCCCAAGGGCA
Molecule: messenger RNA, 1383 nt
Organism: Argentina anserina (silverweed cinquefoil)
Lineage: Eukaryota; Viridiplantae; Streptophyta; Magnoliopsida; Rosales; Rosaceae
Exons: 2
Coding region: 228-1316 (362 amino acids)
Source: RefSeq, a predicted model, not a curated record